Sarcophilus harrisii (Tasmanian devil) is the source of this 3913-nucleotide messenger RNA. It is a transcript of the gene XPO7, whose product is annotated as exportin 7. The record is from RefSeq and is a predicted model, not a curated record. Gene Ontology annotation, molecular function: nuclear export signal receptor activity; small GTPase binding. Gene Ontology annotation, biological process: protein export from nucleus. Gene Ontology annotation, cellular component: nuclear pore; cytoplasm. The transcript has 28 exons. Bases 75 to 3341 code for a protein of 1088 amino acids. Lineage: Eukaryota; Metazoa; Chordata; Mammalia; Dasyuromorphia; Dasyuridae.
CAUUUAAAUGUGUAGCUAACUGACCCAGAAGUUUCGUAUACAACAGAGGAGAGAGACACUGUUCAACUUGAAACAUGAGGUACUUGAGGGAAAAGAGCCUCGCCCAACUAGAGAACCUGUGCAAGCAGCUCUACGAAACUACCGAUACAACGACUCGACUCCAGGCAGAGAAAGCCUUGGUUGAAUUUACCAAUAGUCCUGAUUGCCUGAGCAAGUGCCAACUGCUCCUGGAAAGAGGGAGUUCAUCGUACUCCCAGUUACUGGCAGCUACAUGCCUUACAAAGCUUGUAUCACGUACAAACAACCCUUUGCCGUUGGAACAACGGAUAGACAUUCGGAACUAUGUGCUCAACUACCUUGCCACUCGGCCAAAACUGGCUACUUUUGUGACCCAAGCACUUAUUCAAUUAUAUGCUCGAAUUACAAAGCUGGGUUGGUUUGACUGUCAGAAGGAUGAAUACGUCUUCAGAAAUGUAAUCACAGACGUCACAAGAUUUUUACAAGAUAGUGUUGAACACUGCAUCAUUGGAGUGACAAUUCUUUCUCAGCUAACCAAUGAAAUUAAUCAAGCAGACACCACCCAUCCUCUGACCAAACAUAGAAAAAUAGCCUCCUCUUUUCGAGAUUCAUCAUUAUUCGAUAUCUUCACUCUCUCGUGCAAUUUACUAAAACAGGCUUCAGGAAAAAACCUGAAUUUGAAUGAUGAAAGUCAGCAUGGUUUACUCAUGCAACUGCUUAAACUCACCCAUAACUGCCUAAACUUUGAUUUUAUCGGCACAUCAACAGAUGAGUCCUCAGAUGACCUGUGCACAGUACAAAUUCCUACUAGUUGGAGAUCAGCAUUCUUAGAUUCUUCCACCCUGCAGCUGUUUUUUGACCUGUAUCAUUCCAUCCCUCCUUCAUUUUCUCCUCUGGUCCUAUCCUGUUUAGUGCAAAUUGCUUCAGUCCGCAGAUCCCUGUUUAAUAAUGCAGAAAGAGCAAAGUUUCUCUCUCAUCUUGUUGAUGGUGUUAAACGAAUACUGGAAAAUCCACAGAGUUUAUCAGACCCAAACAAUUACCAUGAGUUUUGCAGGCUUCUGGCCAGAUUGAAAAGUAACUACCAACUUGGAGAAUUGGUUAAGGUGGAAAACUACCCUGAGGUUAUCCGGUUAAUAGCCAACUUUACAGUGACAAGCUUACAGCACUGGGAAUUUGCCCCAAAUAGUGUGCACUAUCUCCUGAGUCUGUGGCAGCGACUGGCUGCCUCUGUACCAUAUGUCAAAGCCACAGAGCCCCACAUGCUGGAAACCUAUACUCCUGAAGUCACCAAAGCCUACAUCACAUCACGCUUGGAGUCUGUGCAUAUCAUCCUAAGAGAUGGUCUGGAAGACCCACUGGAUGAUACAGGCCUGGUCCAACAGCAGUUGGAUCAACUAUCUACAAUUGGUCGCUGUGAAUAUGAGAAGACAUGUGCACUCCUUGUCCAGCUAUUUGACCAGUCAGCCCAGUCAUACCAAGAGCUGCUCCAGAGUGCUAGUGCAAGUCCCAUGGACAUCGCAGUGCAAGAAGGACGACUAACGUGGCUGGUUUACAUUAUUGGUGCAGUGAUUGGGGGCCGUGUUUCAUUUGCAAGCACAGAUGAGCAAGAUGCUAUGGAUGGCGAACUGGUCUGUCGGGUUCUUCAGCUGAUGAACCUGACAGACUCUCGCUUGGCCCAGGCAGGGAAUGAGAAGCUAGAAUUAGCCAUGCUGAGCUUCUUUGAACAGUUCCGUAAGAUCUACAUUGGCGACCAGGUGCAGAAAUCCUCCAAGCUAUAUCGCCGACUCUCAGAAGUCUUGGGUUUAAACGACGAGACCAUGGUCCUGAGCGUCUUCAUAGGAAAAAUCAUCACAAACUUGAAGUACUGGGGCCGCUGUGAACCGAUCACCUCUAAGACACUACAGCUUCUCAAUGACCUCUCUAUCGGGUACAGUAGUGUGAGGAAAUUGGUGAAACUUAGUGCAGUACAGUUUAUGCUGAACAAUCACACGAGCGAGCACUUUUCAUUUUUGGGUAUUAACAAUCAGUCCAACCUGACAGACAUGCGGUGUCGAACUACAUUCUACACGGCACUUGGGCGCCUCCUCAUGGUGGAUUUAGGGGAGGAUGAGGAUCAAUAUGAGCAGUUCAUGUUGCCUCUCACAGCAGCAUUUGAAGCUGUUGCCCAGAUGUUUAGUACUAAUACUUUCAAUGAACAGGAAGCAAAGCGAACUCUAGUGGGCCUAGUGAGAGAUCUGAGGGGCAUAGCUUUUGCCUUCAAUGCGAAGACCAGCUUCAUGAUGUUGUUUGAAUGGAUGUACCCAUCUUACAUGCCAAUCCUUCAGAGGGCAAUUGAACUUUGGUACCAUGACCCAGCCUGUACUACACCUGUGCUCAAACUGAUGGCUGAAUUGGUACAUAACAGGUCCCAACGACUUCAGUUUGAUGUCUCUUCCCCAAAUGGUAUCUUACUUUUCCGGGAAACCAGCAAAAUGAUAACUACAUAUGGAAAUCGCAUUCUGACUCUGGGAGAAGUCCCAAAGGAUCAAGUCUAUGCGCUGAAGCUCAAGGGUAUCUCCAUCUGCUUCUCCAUGUUAAAGGCUGCACUCAGUGGAAGCUAUGUUAACUUUGGGGUCUUCCGACUCUAUGGAGAUGAUGCAUUGGACAACGCGUUACAGACCUUUAUCAAGCUGCUCCUCUCUAUUCCACAUAGUGACCUCCUGGAUUACCCCAAGCUCAGUCAGUCAUAUUAUUCUUUACUGGAAGUCCUCACCCAGGACCAUAUGAACUUUAUUGCCAGCCUGGAACCCCAUGUUAUCAUGUAUAUUCUUUCUUCCAUUUCUGAAGGACUUACUGCACUAGACACCAUGGUAUGCACAGGCUGCUGCUCCUGCCUGGACCACAUAGUGACAUACCUCUUCAAGCAGCUGUCACGUAGCACCAAGAAGAGAACCACCCCGCUGACCCAGGAAAGUGACCGUUUCCUGCACAUUAUGCAGCAGCAUCCAGAGAUGAUCCAGCAGAUGCUGUCAACGGUGCUGAAUAUUAUCAUUUUUGAGGAUUGUCGGAACCAGUGGUCCAUGUCCCGACCUCUACUUGGUUUGAUAUUACUUAAUGAAAAGUAUUUCUCAGAUUUGAGGAACAGUAUAGUGAACAGCCAGCCCCCUGAAAAACAGCAGGCAAUGCAUCUGUGUUUUGAGAAUCUGAUGGAAGGCAUUGAACGAAAUCUUCUGACAAAAAACAGAGAUAGGUUCACCCAGAACUUAUCAGCGUUUCGUCGGGAAGUCAAUGACUCCAUGAAAAAUUCCACCUAUGGCGUGAAUAGCAAUGACAUGAUGAGCUGACACCUUACCGGAUUCCAUCUGUACAGAGCAGUGUCCCUUUGGUCUGGCCCAGAGGGUUGAACAAUUCUGAGGGGGAGAGGGUAUGGCUGACCCUUGCUCCUCCCUCUGGGGGGGGAUUACAAAGGUCAGUUUGGCUGUUUUCCCAGGGAAGAGGGGUGUGAGCCUGUGCUCACCAGGGGGCAGGGCACUGCUUGGUUCCUGGGAGGUGGGGUGGGGUUGGGGGAAGUGGGGAUAGUAAGCAGGAAGGUGUGAGAAUCCAGCCCCCUCUUCCUAGUGGAGGGGAAGAACCCCAGCGUCCUGACACAACCUGCCUUGUAUAAACAUGUACAUUUUUUCAUAACAUUUUGAACAAGGUUUAUAUUGACUCAAGUUUAAAAAAAAAAAAAAGUGUGAUUGAAAAAUUUUUACAGAGUCUAGUGCACCAAUGCUGAAGUGAGGGGUUGUGUAUGCAAGUGAUGAAAAUGUGUAUUCUGGUGGCCUGAAGCUUUACUGGAUGAGGGUGUGUGAAAGUGCAGAGAUAUAUUUAGUGACAAGCGUAGAGAGAGGCAAAAAAAAAAAAAAAAAAAAAAAAA